AUGAAGAAAAAAGUAAUUGUUCAUGAAGAAGCGAUUACGGUAGAAAGUUCAGUAACGAUCGGUGUUGCAUGUCGUUUGGGCAACGUAGAAUUGACGCGGCAGUUAUUGCUUACUGGACAUCGAUUAUUUCCAGAUGAUCGUUGUUGGUGGCCAUUACAUGAAGCUGCAUAUGGAUUGCAUUUAGAUUGUUGUAAAGUGCUUAUUGAUAGUGGACUAUGUAAUGUGAAUGCUCAAGCUCAUGAUUCCGUCACGCCGCUGAUGCUAGUUUGUCGUAGUACAGCUAGAUGUAAUGAAGCACUGAAAGUAGCGCGAUAUCUUCUUGAUAAUGGUGCAGAUCCAAAUCUAACUACUUUGGAUGAAAUGACACCAUUGAUUCAAGCCAUUAAAUCUAAGAAUAGAAGAUUAGCUUCACUUCUAAUUGAAAGAGGAGCCAAUCCACUAGCUGUGUGGUACGAUGGUUGGUCAGCGUUGCAUGAAUCUGCAAACGUUCAUGAUUUGAUUAUGAUGCGGCAGCUGAUCAAUUUAGGAGCUGAUGUAUUUGCCGUUGAUACUCACAAACAUACUCCAUUAAUGGUUGCUGUACAGGAGAAUUUUUUUGAAGGUACCAAGUUACUACUAAAAGCAGCUGCAGAACGUGCAGCUGAGCUGGCUAAUAUACCGAUAUCACAGGGACUGACCUGCGUCAUGGCAGCCGCUGAUGGUGGAUUCGUAGAUAUUCUUCGACUAUUAAUAAACUACGGUGCAAACUGUAACAUAACUCGACAUCCAAUGUGGGAUGAUGAUGACAGUCACUUGCAUCCCAUUGCGGCAGCAGCACUAAAAAAUCAUCUUGAGUGUGUAGAUCUACUAAUACCUCAUGUAAAUAAAGAAAUUUUGAAAAGAACUGAGGUUGAUCCUGUCUCAGCAGCUGCUUACAGUGGUUCAUACGAAUGCCUUUGUUUGUUAUUAGAUGCUGGCUUCUCUACUGAAGUGCCGAUGCGUUCGUGUGAACAAGUGGGGAUGAUUAUUCCUUAUUUACGCCCCAUAUUUUCGCGUCAGUAUCACACAGCAUUACGUGAAGCUGUACGGAAAGGGUUUACCUCAAUUGUUAAGAAACUUAUCGAAGCUGGUGCUAAGAUGAUAUAUGUGGAAACUUGCUUUUCACCAUUUUUAUUUUCAUUUCGAAAUCGGAUUGAUCCUGCUAUUUUGUACCUAUUUUUAGAAAACGAUGUUGAUAUCAACGCAAUGAGCGUUGAACGAUUGUGUGACGUACCAGAUGCUUUGGUAUGUGCAUUGGGUAGUUUCAAUCGUCGACAAUUGCUGCUGCUAUUGAGAUGUGGUCUUGAUCCAUCUCUAAAGAACUGGUGUAGAUGCAGAAAUGGCUACUCAUUAUUGUAUGACGUUAUGCAAACAACAUAUGUCGAAAACAUUGAUAAGUUGAUGAAAUUAUUGGUAUUGUUUUCACCUGGAAUCCCAAGUUGCUGCGAUGAAGUAGCACAGAUUGUUGGCACAUCACCUGAGGUUCCCAGUCUACUACAUUUAUGUCGUCUCACUGUGCGCAAGUUUUUUUCAACGUCCAAACUUUUACUUGGUCGAUUUCUUGAUGAUAUCGUUGUGCCAUACAACUUAAAAGAUUACAUGACUUUUCGAUUCAUUCCAGAAGACCUUUUACCAAGUUAG
This is a messenger RNA of Thelazia callipaeda (thelaziosis nematode), 1659 nucleotides long. NCBI's taxonomy places the organism in Eukaryota, Metazoa, Nematoda, Chromadorea, Rhabditida, Thelaziidae. The record is from the annotation of a GenBank genome assembly.